ACUGUAUUUAUUUUUAUCAGUUGCAGAGUAUAGCAAACCAGCUCCUUCUUUUUCUUUGGGGAGUUUCUUCAAACACCUCUCCAUCUAUUUACUUUAUUUAUCUCAUCGAAACUCAUAAUCCAAAUUUCAAAGCUCUCAUGUAUUUGGCAUCAUUGGAUUGAGUUUACGAAUCUUCACCUAGCUGAAACCAUGGCAGUCCAGGUAAAUUCUGUAACCCGUGUAAAGACUCGUUAUCCAUCUGAGUUUCCUAAAAUUCAUCAUGGGUUUUCCAAUGAAGUACCAUUAAAGUUCCAUUUUUUUGAAGUUGUAAAGGAUUUUCCUAGACUGUUAGCAUCUAGUCGGCAGCAGAUGGCAAUUGCACCGAAAGAAAAUGGUGUGUUCACGUUGCCAAGCUGGAGGUCAGCUAGGAAUAAUGACCUUAGGGCCAAAGAGAUUAGGAUGAAUGAUGCAUUUUUGUACUUCGAGUACAUGGUUGGAAAGGGUCAUAAGCCCGAUGUGGCUCAAGCAACCCAAUUGCUGUAUGAUCUUUGUAAGUCUAAUAAGCUUAGGAAAGCAACUAGGAUGAUGGAAAUGUUGGCCGCUUCAGGCAGCAUCCCUGAUGCAGCUUCUUAUACUUUCUUGGUGAAUAAUUUGUGUAGGAGAGGCAAUGUUGGUCAUGCCCUGCAGUUAGUUGAAAAGAUGGAAGAAAAUGGUUAUCCAACUAAUACUGUUACUUAUAAUGCACUUGUUAGAGGGCUUUGUAUGAGGGGGAAUUUGGAUGAGAAUCUUCAGUUUGUAGAAAGGCUAAUUAAGAAGGGGUUGGUACCGAACGCGUUUACUUACUCGAUAUUGCUUGAGGCUGCUUAUAAAGAAAAGGGUGUCGAUGAGGCAAUGAGGCUGCUGGAUGAAAUCAUUGCGAAAGGUGGGAAGCCUAAUUUGGUGAGUUUUAAUGUUAUAUUGACUGGUUUGUGCAAAGAAGAUAGAGUUGAGGAAGCCAUAAGUCUUUUCAGGGACUUGCCGAUAAGAGGGUUUAACCCGAAUGUUGUGAGCUGUAAUAUUCUGUUGAGAGCUUUGUGUUAUGAAGGGCGUUGGGGGGAGGCGAAUGAACUGCUAUCUCAGAUGACCGGAGAUGAUCGCUCGCCGACCAUAGUCACUUACAAUAUAUUAAUCGGCUCCCUUGCCUAUCAUGGACAAACUGAUCAUGCCCUCAAGAUCGUGGAUGAAAUGCAUAGAGGUGGGCAGUUGAAACCGAUUGCAGCGAGUUACAAUCCUAUCAUUGCACGUUUGUGCAAAGACAGGAAGGUGAACGAUGCGAGAAGAUGUCUUGAUGACAUGAUGUACCAUCAUUGCAGUCCUAAUGAGGGCACAUACAAUGCAAUUGCUGAGCUUUGCAAUGAGGGUCUGGUGCAAGAGGCAUUUUCAGUUCUUCAAACUCUGAGGCCUACAAACAUUUCUUCCAUGCAUGAUUUCUGCAACACUCUGACUGCGAGCCUCUGUAAGAAAGGAAACACAUAUGCAGCAUUUCAGCUCCUGUAUGAGAUGACUUCUAGUGGGUUCACUCCAGACUCCUAUACCUACUCAUCUUUGAUAAGGGGAUUGUGCUUGGAGGGGAUGCUUGAAACCGCGUUAGAUAUUUUCAAAAUCUUGCAAGCAAGUGGUUACAGGCCUGAUAUAGAUAACUGCAACGCUCUUGUACUUGGGUUAUGCAAAUCUCACCGUGUAGACUUAGCGGUGGAAGUUCUUGAAAUGAUGAUUGAGAAAGGUUAUAUGCCUAAUGAGAUAACUUAUACCAUAAUAAUUGAAGGGAUUAUUCGCGCGGAAGAAAAGGAAAUUGCUGGGGAAGUUUUGAGGGAAUUAAGUCAGAGACAAGUCGUUAGCAGGAAUUCCGUUGAGCGAAUUGUUAUGCAAUAUGACAUAUAGGAUUAUGUAUUUUAUUGAAAACUAUUUGAAGCUGACAGUUUUGCAGUGAUGAAGAACAAUGUGAUCUGUCUCACCAGUUCAUGGGAUAGCUACAUUUGAGUUCUGUCUACUUCCUUCAAAAGAACUACAGUGGGCAUGAAGGCUUUUUAUGGUGAACACUGAACAUGGCAUGUUUGCCAGGAUUAAGGUUGAGUUUUGACCUUAUAAUCAUUUAAGGCCAGAUCAAAUAAGUUUUGUUCCAAUUACGCGGAUUCAUUUAUUUUUCUUAUGAGAAAGCAGGAAUCCAUAGAGAAAAGUGAAGAUGGAUUUGGCAUUACAGUUACAACGAUUUGAUUGCCGUGUUCAGUGUAAAGAUAGAGGAAAUAUGAGCUCUACUUUGGACAGUGAGUGCAGAAUAUUGAAAUGGUUUAUUAGAGCUUUGCCUACUUUAUAGCUAGCGAGUUAUUUCUGCAGAUUAAUUUGUAUUCCCCUUGUAAAACCAAGGACUCUACUCUGUACAAAAUAUGAAGAUAGAAUGAAAAUGUGAACCAAUUCAAAAAGAAAAACACACGAUACGAGCUUAACUAAAAUUAUAUAUUUGAAAGUUAUACAGGUAGC
Oldenlandia corymbosa var. corymbosa is the source of this 2496-nucleotide messenger RNA. The record is from the annotation of a GenBank genome assembly. Lineage: Eukaryota; Viridiplantae; Streptophyta; Magnoliopsida; Gentianales; Rubiaceae.